Molecule: messenger RNA, 556 nt
Organism: Staurois parvus
Lineage: Eukaryota; Metazoa; Chordata; Amphibia; Anura; Ranidae
Source: the annotation of a GenBank genome assembly
AGUGUUACUAAACCCCGGUCCCUGCAUUCACUAUAUCUGGUCUCCUUGGAUCCUGCAUUCACUAUAUCUGGUCCCCAGGACCCUGCAUUCACUAGAUCUGGUCUCCCAGGACCCUGCAUUCACUAUAUCUGGUCUCCCCGGACCCUGCAUUCACUAUAUCUGGUCUCCCCGGACCCUACAUUCACUAUAUCUGGUCUCCCAGGAACCUGCAUUCACUAUAUCUGGUCUCCCCGGUCCCUGCAUUCACUAUAUCUGGUCUCCCCGGUCCCUGCAUUCACUAUAUCUGGUCUCUUGACUCUGCAUUCACUAUAUCUGGUCUCCCUUGACCCUGCAUUCACUAUAUCUGGUCUCCCCGAACCCUGCAUUCACUAUAUCUGGUCUCCCAGGACCCUGCAUUCACUAUAUCUGGUCUCCCAGGACCCUGCAUUCACUAUAUCUGGUCUCCCCGGGUCCUGCAUUCACUAUAUCUGGUCUCCCCAGACCCUGCAUUCACUAUAAUUGGUCUCCCCGGACUCUGCAUUCACUAUAUCUGGUCUCUCCGGACUCUGCAUUCACU